This is a messenger RNA of Parasteatoda tepidariorum (common house spider), 3678 nucleotides long. RefSeq names its product serine/threonine-protein phosphatase 1 regulatory subunit 10. Gene Ontology annotation, molecular function: protein phosphatase 1 binding; metal ion binding. The record is from RefSeq and is a predicted model, not a curated record. Lineage: Eukaryota; Metazoa; Arthropoda; Arachnida; Araneae; Theridiidae. Gene Ontology annotation, cellular component: chromatin; nucleus; PTW/PP1 phosphatase complex.
UUUUCAAAGUAUAUUUUUAUUUUGUAAUGCUUUAAAUAUUUAAUAGUAAGCAAAAUAUUCAGAAGAAUUAAAUAUUAAACAGUUAAAAAUUUAUUGAUUUUUCCAUAGGGUUAAAGUUGUAGUGGUAGAAGGUCAUCCGCCGCGUAAUCAGAUCCAGACAGCUACGGGGUUUUCAAUAGUAAAAUUAGGUUGCGAACUUCUUGAGUGUAAUCGUAAUGUUAAAAGUUAUACGUUUUAAAUAACGUAAAAAUUAAAAAAUACCCAUUUUUAGGAACUGACAUUUAUGUUGAAUAAACAGUAUUCUUUAUUAGAAAUAAAUAUCUUUAAAAUUUCGAUUAAUAUUACGUUGUUCUAUCAUAAACGGUCAUAUAGAAUGCUACUAUGUAGAUAGUCUAAUUCUUUCUCUCUAAGGAAAUGUUUUAUGUUUUUACAAUAUCCUGUGUGAUUCUUCGUAAAAUUCUUACUAAGGAAAGGUGAAACCAGAUUAAUUGGUGUUCAAUUUUCCAUCGAAUAUGGCUUGGAGCACAACCACUUCUACAGUGGGCAGUGCAAUAACCUUUGAUUCUGAAGAAAAGUUUUCUAUUAAAAGAAUUAGUUGGGUUGAUUUGGAUAGCUUAUACCAGGCUCCUAUUGAUCCGCAACAGCUGCUAAAAGCAUUAGACGGUCAUCUCUCUCCUUCUGGUGGAAUUAAUGGUGUCAAAGAUGUGCCAAGAUUAGCUAGUUUAAUGAAAAAAUUCUCUAAGAAGCUUGUCAGUCGCUGUGUUUAUUGCAAUGUGCUUCAAGCAACAGAACCAGAUAUUUUAUCAGAAUAUUUAGACAAAGGUGGCUGGGAAACUAUUAACCUAUGGCUUCAAUAUGCAAAAACAUCUCUAUCCCAUAAUUUCUUGCUGGAAAUGCUUAAACUUUGCAAGCAACUUCCCAUGACCUUGGAAAGAUUGAAAGAAAACAACACUGCUAAAUUAGUCAAAGCUUUGACAAAGCAUGAAAAUGAAGAAGUAAAAAAUCUCUCAACUGAGCUUGUAACUAAAUGGAUGUCAAUUAUAAAAGAGAAGAAAGCUACUGAAGUCAUUCCUGUGGUUGAAAAGAAGAAAAAGAAAGAAAAAUCUAAACCUGAACCAGAAAAAACUGAACCUAAGCCGGCUGCUAAAGCUGAGUCUCCUAAAGGUGCUGGUAAAGUCAAAGGCACCAAACGACCUUCUAGUGAAAAGGAACUAACUAUGAAGGAAACUAAGAAAGAGGAAUUUUAUGAAGAUGUCAAGAUUGAUCCUGAACCUUUACUGCCACCUCCUAAAAAAGCCAAACCAGAUCGACCUAAAACAGCCAAAAUUUACCAGAAGAAAUUCAGGGCUACAGGUUUGGAAGAGGAAACACCUUUGCCUAAAAAUAUUUCUAAGAAAUCUACUAGUGUUGAUAAAUCUACAGUUGUUGCUGCUAAAAAUGCUCUAAAAUCGCCAGUUCUACCUGAAAGAGUGACUGAGAAGAAAAUAAAACCAGAAAGUUUAAUGACCAUCAAUGAAAGCCCCACACAAAAUAAAGGCAUCAAACUCAUCCCUGCUAAGCCAAGGCCUGCUUAUAUUCUUCAUGAAAGUGCUAGUUUUAUGGAUGCUCUUACGUCUCAACCUGUGGCUCCCAUCAAAAAAAGGAAGAAGACUUCAUUACCAAAUAAGGCAGCUACGUCACCUACUUCUCCUACUUUAGCAGCUCCUAAAUUACAGUUUUAUAAAGAUACUCUUGAAACUAGCGAGGAUACUAAGAGUGAGGAAAAUGCAUCCACCGAUGACCAGGAGAAAUCUAGUGAAAAUGCUGAUCUAGACGUUGCAUUAGAUUCAGAGGAACCUAUGGAAGUAGUGACUGAAGAAGGCGGAAAGACACCUCCAAAUAAUGAGGUUUCCAAUGCAUCUGAUGCAUCAAAUGAAACAAAGGAUUCAGCUGAAUGUGUAGAAGAUAAACAACCUCUUGAUCCUAAUCACUUGCGUUCAAUAUUAUCUCACGGACGUCGAAAAAGCCAUAAAAAGUCUGUCAAAUGGGUGGAAGAUGUCAAUUUGAAAGAAAUUUUUUACUUUGAACUGGAUGAAACAGAAAGAAUAAAUGUCUUAAAGCAUCAAAACUUUGGUGAUAUGAAAUCAAUUGAAUUGAAGAGAGAAAGAGAAGCUCUUGAGUUAAUGAAACGCUCAGCUGGUGAUAGAAUGGAAGAGAUGAUUCAUUGGUGGAUGUUCCCAAUACUCAUUGAUGCUCCGCCACCCCUUGUUGAGCCCGGUGCCCAAAGUAAAGAAAAGGAACUUGAACGAGUUAGACAGCAGGCAACAUUGCAAGAAAUAUACUUCACUAGAGAAAUGAUCCCAGACUCUCCACAUGAACCAGAUUUAGAAAUUGUUCCUCCCCAAGAGCCUAAGGUCAUUCCACUUGAUGAGGAAAACGCAAUAGGAGCUGUAAUGGAUUACUCGCAUAUGGAACUUCCUAAACCAUCUCUACCGGAUGUUAUUAGUACUUUGAUGAAACUGCAAUCAAACCGAACUCUUCUUCCUUUACCGAAUAAUGUUCCAGAACAAAUUCCUCAUGAUAUGAAUCUCAUGGGUCCACCUUUAAUGAGUCCAGAUUUAAUGAAGCAAAUGAAUCCUCCAAUGUCUCUAGCUCAGCCUUAUGAUCCAGCUGAUCCAGUCUCAGUCAUGCCAGCCAACAGUAUGAUACCACCUAACAUGAUGAUGCCUCCUAAUGAAAUGCCAAUUAUGUUUAACAAUAAUAGUAUGGCUUUAUCUCCUGACUCUCAAAACGUGCCUCCUCCACCCGAGUGGAAGCAGCCGUUUUAUGGUAACUACCCAAAUGAAAUACCUCCCAUGAAUCAAGGUCACCGGUCUAACAUGAAUCAAGGACCGAACAUGAACCAGGAACCUCCUCAUAAUAUGCCUCAUGGACCUGGAAUGAACAUGGAACCUCACAUGAAUCAUGGUCCAGGAAUAAGGCCUAGAAUGAUUCAAGAUAAUUAUAGACCUCCUCCAAAAGGCCCAUCUAGAGGAAUGGUUCCAAGACCAAGACAUCAUGCUCAUAAAGUUCCUUGUAGACAUUUUAUAGGUAACGGUUGUCGUUUCGGAAUGAAGUGUACGUUUUUACAUCCCGGAAUCAAUGGACCACCACUAUAACACAAAACUAUAAACACACUGUCUAGUGCCUUAUGUGAUUUCAAAUAAUAAAUCUGUGAUACGAACUGCCUCAUCAUUUCAUCAUGAGACCCCUUUCAUUACAAUAUGCAUAUUUGUGAUAAUUUUCUAUUAUAAUUGUCUUGUGAGCUUUCUAAUGAUUUUUAUUUCAGUUUUGAAAUGCUUCUGCUCUACCGUGUUUCAUUGUUGAUAAAAUAAGGUUUCCAGUUAUAAAUAGCAAUAAGUUAUGAAGUUAAAUUUUGUUCAAAAAAAUAUUUUGCUUUUUUUAAAAGUUAAAUAAAUGCAUUUGAAGGAGAAAUUGACUUCCUGUCUUACUUAAUGUUUCGGUUUGUUAUCAAGAUAAUAUUAAUACUAUGUGCUGUGAUUAUUUUUCAAAAUUAAAAGCAUCUAUUUUCUAUAUAUGUUUUUAUAUUAUGAGUAUAUGAAUACGCAUUACUCAAUUGGGAAGAGUAGCUAAAAUUAAUUAUGAAACAAAAGUUUUUUAUUUUUUUAAUCUGGUAGGUGUUUUUAAGAAUAUCCUCUA